Molecule: messenger RNA, 5224 nt
Organism: Procambarus clarkii (red swamp crayfish)
Lineage: Eukaryota; Metazoa; Arthropoda; Malacostraca; Decapoda; Cambaridae
Gene: Fntb
Product: Farnesyl transferase beta subunit
Biological process (GO): protein farnesylation
Cellular component (GO): protein farnesyltransferase complex
Molecular function (GO): protein farnesyltransferase activity
Source: RefSeq, a predicted model, not a curated record
GGUGAACGAGUAAUGAUCUUGGCUGUGAUUGGUGGACCGCGUCUCAACCGGGGGGGAACGCCUUUGCACCAGUAAUUUUGACCACGAUAUUUACAAGUGCUAGGAAUCACUAUGGCUGAGACCAAGAUGUGGUGCAUGCAUUCAAAAGCUGACAAGGAGAAAUAUAACGAGGAAGGCGUCUCAACAGUUACCUCUGAUGAACAGAUGAGGGUGGAACGAAGUGUAGCUGCUAUAUUUAACUACUAUUUAAACACUGAAAAUGAUGCAAAGGAACCUGUAUUGCAUCGUGAAAAACAUAUUAUGUAUUUAAAGAAAGGACUUAAAAAUCUUCCUGAAGGAUUUGUGACGUUGGAUGCAAGUCGUCCGUGGUUAGUGUAUUGGGCUGUACAUGCUUUAGAACUUCUAGAUGUGAGUCUGACAGAUGAUGAAGCUACUGGCAUUAUAGACUUCUUGAAGCAUUGCCAGAACCCAACAGGUGGCUUUGGAGGUGGCCCAGGCCAGUAUUCUCACUUAGCACCAACAUAUGCUGCUGUUAAUGCUCUUGUCAUUAUUGGCACACAGGAAGCUUAUGAUGCAAUUAAUAGAGAAAAGCUUCAAGAAUUUUUAUGGAAAAUGCAUACUGAUGAAGGAGCAUUUCGUAUGCAUGAAGGUGGAGAAGUGGACAUUCGUGGAGCUUACUGUGCUGUGUCCGUUGCUCGACUUACUAAUAUAUAUACAGACCAACUUUUUUCUGAGACUGCUCACUGGAUAAUGCGGUGUCAGUCAUACGAGGGAGGAUUUAGUGGGACCCCAGGCAUGGAGGCUCACGGAGGCUACACUUUCUGUGGUUUGGCUGCCCUUACCCUUCUCCAUGCACACGACCUCUGCGACACACCAGCACUCUUGAGGUGGGCAGUAAACCGUCAAAUGCGCUUUGAGGGAGGUUUUCAAGGUCGCACCAAUAAACUGGUGGAUGGUUGCUACUCUUUUUGGCAAGGAGGAUUAUUCCCAAUUCUGCACACACUUCUUACUCAGGAAGAUGCAGUAAAUAUCAGUGCAGAGCACUGGAUGUUCCAGCAGGAGGCACUUCAAGAAUAUUUAUUACUUUGCUGCCAGCAUCAACGAGGAGGACUGAUUGACAAGCCUGGAAAGGGGCCCGAUUUCUAUCACACAUGUUAUACGUUAAGUGGCAUGUCUGUAGCGCAACAUUUCUCCACUGCUGCAAUACAUAAAAAGUGUGUUGUGGGUCACCCCUCCAAUGAAUUGGUGGUGGUGCACCCUUUGUACAAUAUAGGUGUUGAGUCGGCUGUAUCAGCCACACAGCAUUUUAAUAACUUGCCAGUGCUAAAGAUCACUGAAUCAAACUCCAAUACCACAAAUCAAGAAUCACAAGUUCAGACGUAAGGGUGAGUCUUCGUGUAGAGGUGUAUUACUUAAUAUAUUUUUAACCUUUCUUAGGAUACAUCUGAAUGAAGAAGCCAGAAAUAGUGUAAAUAUUGUGUAAAAAGAAAUACGGUUUGUCUAAGAUCUUCUGAAAUCAAGCAGUGAUAUUAUGAAAUUUAACUUGACAAAUAAGAUAUCAGCUUAAAUAUACAUGGAAUGAGCAACAUUUCUUGUAACAGUUUUAUCACCAACAUAUUACACUGGAGCUUUGUUUAAGAAAAGGUUAGCAGUUUGACACAUCAAAUAUUAAUAUUUCUGUUGGAUUUCGACAGAGUAAUGUCAGUUUAAUGCAAUCCUUAAUGGUAUUUGGAUUUUGUAUCUUUAUAUAUACAGGCACACCUCCAAAGUGUGGAUUAUGUAAUUACAAACCAGAUCCAGAGUUGCAUGAAAUUUGGAUUUCUGGAUAAUUAGCCUCUUUGGUCUGUUUGUCACCAAAUUUUCCAGAUGUUUCUUAUAGGAAGUGAUACAAUAAAUCUUUGUGCAUAUUUAAACAUGAAACCAUUAUUUAUAUAUUGUGCCUAUAAAUAAUAAUCUUGCAAACAAAUCCAACAGGCUUGUGGUCACUUAACAGUUAAUAGCACAGUCUGGUUUUGAUAAGAGGCAGAAAAAUGCAUUUAUAGCACUGUCAAGAUGACUGUUAAACUUGUGCAGUUGCCCUGAACUGGCCUUGAAGCUCUAGAUGCCCCUGGUUAAUACCAGUCUCUCAGCUUAAGACUAGCUGUUCACCCCAGACUACAGUGCUUCAUAAAUCUUUGGUAAGCCACAUCAUCUAAAUCCUCAUGGUUAAAAGGUUUCAAUGUUUCUGGAUUGGCCAAACAGUAGCUCCCUGUAGCUAGCUGCACAAGAGGUACAGUAGUUCCACAUCAGCCCUUAAUAAUCUACCAGAGAACAGUGGGUGUCAGGUUUGGGGAGCCAAAACCUAGCCCCCCACUCACAGAGGCACAGGGAGUAGGGGAUUCAUAAUCAACCUCACUGAAGAAACAAACCCCCUCAGAAGGAAAGGAAGCAAAGCAAAGUAGACAACUGCCAGGUUCGCAAAACAUAAAGAGACAAUGCAGCAAACAACUCGGCAAACAAUCCACCAAGCAGUUAAGUCAUACACCCCACAGCAACAGCUGACCACCACCAUGGAAGCUCUCUCACCUGAUAUUUGAUCUUGUAUGAUCAUUUCACUAGUCAAUUCUUUGGGUCCCAGAUUUUCUAGAUAAGUGUUAGCAAUCCUUUGGAGUCUGUCCUGUGGGGAGCCCAUUGGCUUGUACAGUAUAUUGUUUCAUUCUUUAGUAUUUGCUUCCCAUGCUUGUGUUUACAAGACUCAGUUGUUGUGUGAACUUUGGAAAUUGUUUGCUUCUAGCAGCAUGUGCCUAGGGCAGGACUUUCCUAGGUACUUGCUGGUGUUGCCCCUGCCCUAAUAAGAUGCUUUCCUGGUGAGUUCCAUUGUUCAUUCCUUAGAGGCUGGCCUUCUGUGGAGGGUGCCUCACCCUGAGCAGUGCAAGGGUCUUUGUCUCCUCUGCAAGGCUCUGAGGUCAAGGGAGUUCAGUUGUUGUUUAAGGAGUGCACCAGCAUUCACAUGCUUGUACAUACAGCACACUGCUGACAUUCUUCAUAACCAAGUUUUUCUUAAGGACUGCAUUCAGUGAAUUUUCUUUUGGCGUGUGUCGUUUGUGCCUACAUGUCCUGCUUGGUCUUUACUUUCAUGCUUUAGUAAGGAUGUCUUAACGUUCUUGCAGACGGUCUCCCAUUUUCGGCCUACUUCUGUGGACUGAACUAUUGAAAAUGUGUUCUUCUCUUGGCUCUGCCAGGCAUUUGGGGGUUCCUGAGAUGGACCUCUUUAUGUCAGCAUGGAACCAGUAGGUUUCUGUCCUGUGUGUCUCAAUUUCCUGUUCACAAUGCUCUCAUGGUUGAUGCCUUGCAGCUGGUCUGUUUUGAGGUUAGAGGGAGGGUUCCUUCUCUCUUCCUUUCGGUUCAACUGUUGCUCUGGGGUUUAUCCAGACUGGAGAUAUUCAAUGGCCGGGUGAUUCUUCUGGCUCCUUAGUGGCUUUCUCAGCUUUAGUUUCCAGCCCUUCUGACUCGGAGUCUGAAUCUGGGCAUUUUUUACAGCUUUGCCUCUUAACAGAUUAAUCUGGAGACCUCCUGACUGGUUUGAGGUUCUUUUCUGCUCUUUGAGUGGAGUUUCUGCCUCUGGUCUUUCAUUAUCUGUGUGGUGCGCAGAUCGCUGUGCUUUUCCCCUCUCUCACCUGCACAAUUCAUCACAGUGGCAAUAUGAGGUUUCAUUGCACUGUUUUUGUCUCUCUAUCAUUUGUCUUCUGUUUUAGUUUUGUUGUUCCUAUGCUUUUUGUCUUUGUUGUGUGUUGAUUUUCAUACUGUUGCCUCUUAUUGUUUGGCAUUGGCUGAGCCAUUUUUGUUGGCUUUUGGUGACAAUACUGCCUCUGUGCUGUUUAGUCAGUUGUCUCAUGUGUUUUUCACCUUUUUCACCUUUCACCUUUUUUCUUCUCCUGGGUCAUUUUGGUCUCUGGAUCGAGUGCUGGUUUUUCUUGUCUCUUUGGUUCUCGGUCACCCCUUCAAUCUGUGACUCCUUUUUAGGAUCAAUAUUUGUGUUGUUCCUUGCUUCUGGUUGUGGGGUUGGGGAGCUUCUUGCUCUCCUCCAGAAGUGUGGGUUUUGUUCUUUUGGCCUUAUUGUGCAGUUUCUUCAUUUGCUGUUGCCUUCUUUUUUAGUUCUAAGACAGUUGGCUUCUGGAGGGUUCUUUGGGUUGUUCACCCGAGGUGCAUUGUUUAUUGUGUCCAGUUGCAGCAGUUUGCAGUGUAGUACCUUCUAGUCAGUUCUGUCCUCAGAUCCAUAUUGUUCAGUGAUUUGCAGCUUUGACUGCUGUAUUUUAUGAUUUGCCUUGAGUCAAUAUCCAAGCUCGGAUGUUUUGAAAGUCAACUGGGGUCCUGGCGGCUCAUUAUCUAGCCAGUGUGCCUGGUCCCCUUUGAGACCAAAAUCUUGGGUAGAGUUUUUCCCUGGGUAGAGUUUCCCUCCCCUUAAGGGGUUUGACCUUUGCUUUCCCCCAUCCUUGGUAAGCUCAAUUCUCUCUCUCUUCUGUGGAACCACUAUUUGGCCCCUUCAGAAAACAAUCAAUGAAUGUAAUGAAAUGCCUUUUUCUAGGGGAGGAAGGGGGUCUCAGAGGCUCCCUGGACCCUCCCCUCCCACCAAAUGCAUUGGUUGGUUUCCUGUAGGAACCAAGCUGAGGCAUUGUUGACAUGGGGAGUUGGCAAGUUCUGUGGUGCUGCCACUUGGAGGUGGUCAACUACUAGAGGGAGUAUGAUCUAACUACCGGGUGGAUUGUUUGUUGCCAUAUUUGUGUACCAUCUAUGACACCCUUGCAGUUGUGUGUUUUGUUUCACUUCCUUUCUGAGUGUUUGUUUCUUCGGUGAGGGUGAUCACGAGUUCUCUGUUCCCCCGUGCCUCUGUGCAGGGUGCCAGGUUUAGGCUUCUGGUCUGAGGUAGGCUUUUAAAGACUCGCAAGGGCUGAUGUGACCUACAGGUGUGGACCUAUCCGAAUGUGGCUAGCUACUGGGAGCCACCAGAGACCCCACCUUUGCCCGUCAGAAAAAUCCCUUUUUUUUUUUUUUUCUUUAUAUCCAAUGCUGGUUUUGUUGCCAGUUUUUUGUACAUCACUGCUCUUUUAUGCAAAGUAUAUGAUCUGCUUCCUUAGUCUUUAAUGUUAAAAUCAGCACUAGUACCAAUCUGCUAUCCACAUUUCUAUAAAUGCAUUACUGUAUUUUGACUAAUUUUUACAAAUGCAAAAGCAAGACAAGUAAAAAU